UAUGCUGUGUUCUGCAACCAGAUUAUUUACAAUUGUAACAAUAUUUGAAACAAUCCAAAAAAUAAAGCUUCUCAUACUUUUUUCUUCAUACUUACAUUAAGUAGGAUCAGCUAGAAGAAUAUUCCUCAAUGUUAGUGUUGUCGACCAUCAAUCUUCUUGUCCAUGCACUCUGCGGAACACCCUGACUGGUACAAACCAAACUUGAAGCGUCUCGUUGUCAUGGAGACGGUCUGCUCUUGCGAUGGCUCGGCUUCUGCUGUGGCUGUCAGCCACCGGGCGCGGCCGGCGCUGCAAUCGCAAACCACUGUGAUGGCUGCGCUUCCGAGCGGUUGUGAAUGUUUUAGAUCCGAUGAAAUCGUGUCUUUUAGCGUUUUAUUUCGUUCUAGUUUUUAUAAUUUGUGUUGAUGAUGUAAAAUAUUAAUAAUAGUAAAAAAUGAAUGGUUUUGGGGCGUUUGUCAUCAUCUGCACGCUCCUGUAUUGUGGCAUAUCAUGGGUAGUGCCGCGCGUGCUGGCGUGGCUGUGCAAGCGGCGCUUCCACGUGGAGGUGCGCGUGGGCCGCAUCGCGCUGCCGUCGCUCAAGCUGCGCGAUGUCUCCGUGCGCAGCAGCGGCUUCUCCGUGCACGUCGACGAGAUCGGUCUGCGGAGCAGUGUGUUCGGGGGCGACGAGAGCAAGCUGCUGGCGGUGGUGGUGCGCGACGUGCGCAUUAACCGUGACAUCUCGGGCAGUAGCGGUGGCGGGGCCAGGGGCGCGGGCGGGGCCCGAGGCCGCAAGGGGCUGCCUCCGGACCUGCGCGGCGCGCGCGUGCCCCCGGCGCUGCUGAGCUUGGCGCAGUUUAUGGCCCUGCACCAUGUGAUUUUGCGCCCGCAGCCCAGCGACGAGUGUGGCGGCGUCGACGCCGGCGCGGGCGCGAGCGCGGACGCCGAGGCGGAGGCGGCGGGCGCAGGUGCGUGCCUGGGCGAGGUGGCACUGGGUCUGGCGCUGGAGGCGACGCUGUCAGCGCGCGGCCCGCUCUCGGUGGAGCGCCUCUACGUCGCCAUGGAGCACACACGCGCCGUGGUGCACGAGGGCCUGUGCGCCUUCCUGGCUGGCGCCGCCCACGCCAAGCACGGCGACAAGGAGGAUCUCGACGACGACGACGAGGAGGAAGAGCCGGAACAGGAGCAGCAGACGGAGGCGCAGGCCGCCGCCGCCUUCGAGGAGGCCCUGCGGCGCCUCGAGCCCAUCCUGCCCAAGAGCCUGCAGGUGCGGGUGCAGGAGACGGCGCUGACGGGCGCGCGUGGCGCCGGCCGCCCUGAACUGGUGGCCACGCUGCGCCGCCUGCAGCUCAGCUCGCAGUGCCAGCCGGCGGCGCCCGUGGGGGCCCUGGGAUUGGGCCUGGGGCUGGGCUUGUCGCCGGGGCCGGCGCAGGGGCACACGUCCGCGCCCUCGCCCCCGCCGCCUCCGCCCCCGCCGCCGCCGCCCCUGCCGUCCGCCUCGCCCGUCUCGCCCGUCGGACUGCACGCCGCGCCGCCGCCGCCGCAGUUGUUCGCUAGCGCGCAGCUCGAGGGGCUGAGCGUGCGUUGCGGCCGCGAUCCAGCCGCCCUGCAGCUCAGCAAGCUCUCGCUCAGUAGCAAGCUGGAGGAGGGUGUGCUGAACGUGUUCGUGGCGUUGGAGGCGCUGUCGGCCGUGUACGACCACGCGGCCCUGCGCGGGUGGUUGGCGGAGCGCCGGCCUUCGGGCGCGCCGCCCGGCCCCGCGCCCCCCCUCGCCAUUCGCGCGACCCGGCCCCGGUCCUCCCGCUCGCGAGGGCCCGGGCUCCUGGGCCGCCUCCUCGGCCCCCUGCAGGUACGCGGGUGCGUGGAGGCGUCGUCGGUGGCCGCGCUGGCGCGGCUGCCGUCCGGGGCGUCGUCGUCGACGGGGUCUACCGAGGGCGACGGGGACGGCGGCGGCGUGGCGGGCGGGUGCGGUCCGCCGCGCUGCGCGUCGCUGCGGUGCGCGCGGGCCAAGCUGGCGCUGGAGCAGGCGGCAGGCGCGCGCUGGGCGGCCGAGCUGCUGCUGGAGCAGCUGGGCUGCGCGCUGGACGAAGCGGCGCUGGCGGCGGACGCGGCGGACGGGCCGGGCCCUGGGCGCGGUCGCUUCCACACGUGGGGCGCGCCGCUCACGCUUGGCUCUCUGCUGGCGCGCCUGCGCAGGGAAGAGGACCCGCAGGGGGCGUCGGCGGGCGCGCGGCUGUCGGCGUCCGCGGACGGGUUGCGCGUCGAGCUGAGCCCUGAACUGGCAACGGCGGCGUUGUUGGCGCUGCGCUGCCUCCAGGACUACCGCGCCUUGCUGCCGCCGCCCCCUUCCCCGGCUUCGUCCCCGACCUCGCCUGUGCAGGACGUACGCGAGCGAGAUCGCAAGGACGGGCUCGGCGCGUUGCUCGCGGACUGCCACGUGACGGCGUCGCUUGCAAACGCCAACGCCUUCUUCUUGGCCGACGCUCGCGCCCACGGCCACGCCACCGGCCCCGACGCCAAGGUGUGCGUGGCGGUGCGCGUGGACACGGCGUCGCUGGAGCGCGCGGGCGGGCGCGUGAGCGCGGCGGCCGAGGGCGCCAAGGUGCUGGCGCCAGCGCGGGGCCCUCGCGCGGCCUUCGCCUGCCUGCGCGCCGCCGACGCCGCCGGGGGUGUGGCGCACGCGCGCCGCCUGCGCCUCACCGCGCGCGUGCCCUCCGCCUCGCGCCCCGGCCAGCUCCAGCUGCAGCUGCUCGACGACGUCGAGGUGGCCUGGAGCUGCGCUUUACACCUGCGGCUUCUGGCGCUGUUGCGUGAGCUGCGGGCGUUCCGUGCGGCUCUGCCACCCUCGUUCCAGCCGCCCUCCACGCACACCCCCGCGGCGCCCACCAAGCGUGCGCCGUGGACCGUCAACGUGCGCGCUCAGGGGCGUCUCAGCGCAUCGGCCUGUGCCGGCCCGCGCCGCCCUGCAGCGACGCUCACCGGUCAGGAGGUGGUGCUGUCGACGGGGCCGGACGAGUGGGUGUUGACGAGUCCCGCACUGGCGCUGGCCGUGGACGGUGCGGAGCUCUUCCGCGCCUCGCAGCUCGACGUGCGCCGCCUACGCGACUCGGCCGAGGUGCGCCUCGAGCGCCGCAACGCCGAGGGCUUCACGCUCGCCUGGAACGAGCGCUGCUGGGCGGUGACGCUGGGCUCGUUCAAGGCGGUGUUCCCGUACCAGCACCGCUUCGCCGAGGUGUUCCAGGACGAGCUCAUGUCCAUCGUGCGCUGGCUGCGUCUCACGCACCGCCGCCCGCCCACGGCGGCGCCACGCGAGGAGCAUCUGCCGCCAGAUCUCGUCAUCAAGAUCCGCGAGUUCCUCUUCGAGAUGAGCGACGACCCGUUCGAGGUGCGGCUUCGCGACAACCUGGAGCUACUGGAGGACGAGUGCCGCGAGAGCGCGCGCCGACAGAAGAUGCUCGACGCCAAGGUGGCCGAACUGUGCAAGCAGCACCUGCUGCUCCCCUCCGGGAAGGUGGAAGAGCUGUACGCCAGCCUGAGCAAGAAGAACGCACAGAUUUACGUGCAGCGGUCGCAGCAGAUGGCGCGGUCGGCACCACCGCGCACGCGGCUGUUCGCGUGGCAGAUGAGCGCCGUGGAGAUCGUGUCGCUGGCUGACCCGGCGGUGAGCACGCGCGCCGCGGCCGCAGCGGCCGCCGCCGCCAUGGACCCCGACGCGCCGGCACCCGAGGGCGGGCUGCGCUUCUCCACGCUGUGGUGCCGCGCCGUCAGCGCUGCAUGCGCCGAGUGGACCUUCCAGCUGCGCGACUUCCCGCAGCCACUGCUGCACAUCCGCGGUCUGCGCCUUUGGGGUCGCUUGGCCGGGGCGGAGCAGGAGGCACCGCCGCGAGCCCGGCGCACCGUGGUGUUGCAUCUCGGGGAGCCGUGGGGUGACGCGGCUGUGGAGCGCACCAUGACGUCGCUCAAGUUCUACCACGACCUUAACUGCGAUGUCGACCUCUACAGCUACGCCUUCGGCCCCUGCUGGGAACCUGUCAUCGCGCAGUGCAACCUUAGUUUCGAGAAGAUCGUGAUGCCGUCGCGCGACCCCAGUGUGCCGCUGCCCUUCUGGGACAAGAUGCGGUUGCUGCUGCACGGCCGCCUUACUAUGUGCGUGCGCCAGAUGACGGUGCUACUGCACGCGUCGCUCGACCCCUACAACACCACCGAAGAGAUGGAACUCACGUGGCGAGACGUCGCCAUGGACUGGACCAGCGCGAAGGUAGUGUUCAAGGGUGAGCUGAACGUGUACGUGCGCACGGCGUCGAAGUACGACGACUGUCGCCUGCUGCACCUGCCCAACCUACGCCUCACGCUGAAGCUGCAGUGGGUGUGCCUGGGCGACCCCAACGACCACCACUCAGUGUUCCCGUGCGCGCCCGACAAGCUGCCCGAGUACUCAUCCAACCAGGAGCACGACUCUUUCCGCGCGUUCCGCUCGCAGAACCUCAACCUGAGCGUGGCGCUCGAGACGAAGCCUCUGGCUCGCAGCUCCAACGCCGCUCCGGCCGCCGACGUGGACUGCCCCGUCGUUCUGCUCUACGGCAGCACCCUGAGGCAACUGAUCCUGUCGGGCGUGACGCGUCCGACGCGGCGCGGCGCCGUCUUCGGCAACGUGCGCCCGCGCAAGCCGCAGCUCAGCCGCCACUACCGCCGCCUGCACCUGCUGCUGGGGCUGCACCGCUUCCAGGUGUGCUACUGGAUGUCCUUCGCCAUGCAGCGCGGCUGUGAGAUGCUGGGCGGGCGCAUCUCUUGCAGUUCGGAGCACACGCUGACGCUGGUGCCCGUAGACGACGGGCUGAAGCACCGGCCGCGCGCCGACUGGGCCAUCGCUUAUAUGAACUGCGAGUUGAACGACGCCGAAAUUUGGCUUAAGAGCGCCCUACCCGAGGACCCGGAGAGCGGCGGCGCGGAGACCGGUCAGCCGGUGCACGCCGCCAUGCGCCCGCCCGUCGAGAAGUGCUACUGCCUGAGCGUGGCCAAGGUGUCGUACGGGCGCGAGGCGCUGCUGCCGGCAGGCGGGGACACGCCCACGCACCGUCUGGUCGUCUACGACCUCAAGGGCGCUUGGACCAAGAGCAAUCGCGACGUCGCCUUCGCGCUCUUCGACGCCUUCGUCAAGACAAAGCAACUGAAGAAGAACCUGUCGACGGAGGCGCUGAAGGGGUUCCGCGCGGAGCCCUCGUCCACGCCCAAGGCGGCGCGCGGGCGGGCAGCGGCGGCCGCGGCGGCGACGGACGCCGGCUCGCUCACGCCCGCGCCGCCCGGCGCCGCAGGGACGGGCACGGAGGUGGCGGCAGCAGCCGGGGCAGGCGUCGACGCGGCCAAGGCGGCGGCCGCGCAGGCAACGCCCUCGCCGAUGUCGAAGCUGCAGUCGGGCGUGGCGGCGUCGAUGCUGCAGCGGCUGAUCGCCGAGGCGGACAACAAGGCGGUGGUGUUCAGCGACGAUCCUUCAGCGGCACCCGGUGACGGCGAGCCGCAGCUACUGGGUCGCGCCGCCUGCCGUGAGGACGACGCGCUGCAUAAGAACUGGCUUAUCGCGUUGGUCAACAGCCAGGUGCUGCUCAAGGGCUGUGAGACGAAGGGUUACGUCAUCCUAAGCGCCGCCAAGGCCGAGAUUUUGCAGCGUGUGCACCGGCCCGUGUGGAAGGCACGCACGCCCGUCAGCAAGACCACGUGGGUGGGCUCGCUCGAGUGCAUGCAGUACUACGCCACGGUGGCGGCCGGCGACGCCGACGCCCUCAACGACAACAUCAUGUGGCUCACCGUCGACAAUAUCCAAGAACGGGGACAGGACGCGGCGGAACACAUCUCCGAGCUGCCGGAUGUACCUCACCUAGUGGGCAGCGGUCGUUCGGUGGGCGGCGUGGUGAGCGAGACGGUGGGCGCGACGGCAGUGGGCUGCGAGGGCGGCGCGGCGCCGUUGCAGCUGCAGCGCAUCGUGUCGCGCUGCCGCUGCGAGUUCUUCUAUGCAUGCUACGGCGAGAGCAGCGUGGACCCCGCGGCCGCCGCCGAGCUGCCGCCCCCGCCGCCGCCGUACGAGGAAGGCUCGGGCGCUGGGCCAUGGGAGCGCCGCGACCCGGCCGUCGACGCCUUCACGCUCAUGCACCACGACCUCGAGGUUUGCACUAAUUCACUACAAUAUGCUAUGGUGCUGGAUGUGGUAAACAAUUUGUUGCUAUAUGUCGAACCACGCCGCAAAGAGGCAUCAGCAAGACUGCAGAGAAUGCGCUUUCAGUUGCAAUUACAUUCAGUAGAGGAUCAGCGCCGGCCGAUUCAGCAGCUUCAGAACAAAGUACGGUCUAUGGUAUCAAAAUUACGCCGUUUAGAGCGAGAAAGCUAUUUACUGGAACGAGCAGCAGCUGAACUAGAUGCUGACAUCAAUGAAGAAGCCUAUCGCCAAGAAAUGGAAGACUUGGAUCGGCAGAUAAACGAAUGCAAAGAACAGUUGAAUGCACACAGUGAAGAGCUGGAUAUGAUGAUAUCAUGUUACAAAGAAACACAACUUUCUGCUAACCAAAAACUUGCCACAAUGCGUGGUGACAAACCAGUAACAAUUGUGCGUGCCAACGAGAUCGUUUUCAAACAUGCUCAGUGGAGACUUACUCAAGCUGAUGGUCAAUUAGGAAUUGCUGAUCUUGUACUUAGUAAUUUUCUAUACACCAAGAACUCCAAGAGUGAUGAUUCUGGAGAACACUUACUUGAAGUGGGUUAUGUUCGCAUGACUAACUUGUUACCCAAUCAAGUGUAUAAGGAAGUGUUAUCUCCCACUGAGAUACAAAGUAACAUGCCAGUGGACCGCAAGAGAGCUGUAAGAGUGUUCUGUCGAGAAAAAGCACCAGUUGGAGGUAUUUCAGUGAAAGAACAUUUUGAAAUUAAUGUAGUACCUAUUACAAUAGGUCUCACAAAAAAGUUCUUCAACACAAUGCUCAAAUUCUGUUUUCCUGAACGAGAUCCUGAUACAAUUGAAGGAGAAGGAUCAGAGGAUCUUGAAACAGAAGGAAAGAGCAAGAAAGGAAAGAAAGCUAAAGGCAAAGAAGCCAGCUUCUAUGUUCCCAUUGAUCCUAAAGAUGAUGUGGAAAAAAUGAAGGAACGUGCUGAGAAGAACAAACUAUUUAUUUACAUUAAGAUACCUGAGGUCCCAGUGAAAGUUAGCUACAAAGGUAACAAGGAUAAAAAUUUGGAGGAUAUUCGUGACUUCAGCUUAGUUAUUCCGACUUUGGAGUACCAUAAUGUCACUUGGACAUGGUUAGAUCUCCUAUUGGCCAUGAAAAAUGAUAGUAGACGUGUCAUCCUCUCUCAGGCCAUCAAACAAAAACUGCAGAUUAAAAUGCAUCGAGCAGCAUCUGAUGAUAGUGCAUCACCACAAGAGGAAGAUAAAGCACGUAUGCUGUUUGGAUCUCGAUUGAUGAAAAUACAAGUGUAUUCUUACACUUUUUUAUUAUUAGGAAAUAUGAGUGUUAAUACUUGCACUGACUUGUACAUACAAGUGAUUUUUGGGAAAGAUAGUUUGAAAGGGAAAUUAUUUUUGAAGUCUGAAACUUCUAGAACGGAGCUGUGCGGCAUCAAAUGGCGUAAACUAGUGUGGGGUGAGGGCGGCGGUGGCGGCGCCUUCGCGGCCGCCGAGCCGCUCGAAGACCCGGUGCUGGCCAGCUACGGCCGCUGUCUCGCCAUGGACAUUCUGUGCGUGUGGCGGCGCGUCGCUGCUCAGUCGCCCGCGGCGGCCGCGGCUGCGACAGCCGGUGGCCUCUUCGACUCGAUGGGGCUGGGCACGCCGGCGCUCGGGAGUGGCGGGGGCGGCGGCGGGGGCGGCAACGGCAGCGGCGGCAGCAGCAACGGCGGCGGAGGCGGAAGCGGCACGCAACAGCCGCCGCUCUCGCUGCACGCCGCCAAAGAACUCUGGAUCUUCUGGUACGGGGAGCCGCCCGAUCUGUCGGGAUUGGUGGCGCCGGAGCUAAUGGCAGCAGGAGAUGGAGAGAUCGGCUCCUGGGAGAGCGGCCUGUCCUACGAGUGCCGCUCUCUGCUCUUCAAGGCACUACACAACCUCAUCGAACGGUGCCUGCUGUCGCGGGACUUCGUGCGUCUGGGUCGGUGGUUCGUGCAGCCGUCGGAGGCGUCGGAGCGCCUGGCGGCGGGCGCGGCGCACGCGGCCGCUGCAGCCGCUGCUGCCGCCUCCGCCGCCACCGCAUCCACGCACUUCUCCUUCUCCUUCGCCUUCUUCGUGCACGGCGAGAGCACCGUGUGCGCGUCGAUCGACGUGCGUACGCACCCCCCCGUGCGCGCUCUGUCGCGCCACCACCUGCAGGUGGCGCAGGCCCGCGCGCAGGGACUGCCCGUGUUGUUGGCGCCGUAUGGGCUGGCGGGUGCGCUGACCGGAGCUGGUGCCGCGCGCAGCGCCGCCGCCGCCGCCGCCGAUCCUCAGCUGCAGCGCAUGCUGGACGAGUGGAGGCAGUUCUACCCCAUCGACUGCAAGUUGCAGGCCGCGGCCGCCGCGGCCGCGCACGACUCGACUGCAGCGCUGCCUCCUAUGGUCGAGGUUGUGGUGGGCGGCGUGAAAAUGCGCUAUCCAACGUGCUUCGUGCUGGUGACGGACAUGGACGACGUCCCGCCGCCAUCGGCGUUGGGCCCGGGUGGGACUCCGGAGGCAGGAUCGGGGGCCGCGCCCGUGUCGCCUGGUGGUACAGGCGCCCCCUCCGCCGGAGGCGGCGGCGAUCCAUCGCGCUGCACGUCACCUCCUCCCUCACCCUGCCCCAUCGCGGUGACACUCGGAGGCGGACACACGGCCGGCCUGCCGGGCUCGGGUUCCGGUGUUUCCGGGCCGCCCCCCGGCUACGCGGGCCCGGUGUUGCCCACCGUUCAGCAGCCGCCGCACGUUUUGGGAGGCCAUCACCCCGCCUCAAUGCAGCACAGCCCUUCGCCCGCGCAACUGCUGGCGGAACACGUGUGGCAGGACGCUACGCUCUGCCCCGCGCAGCGGGAAUCGUCAGCUGCGGCGGCGCUUCCUGCAGCGGGCACGCCCGCUCCAGCGGGUGUCGGGGAGGCGGCGGCGUCGACGCCCUCGGGCGAGGCCCAAGCUCCAUCACCCGCCCCGUCCACCGGCGCUCCCGCCGGCACCCCGGCGGCAGCCGCACCUUCGCCCUCCCCUUCCCCAGCGCCCGCAUCGGCGGCCUCCGCCACCCCCGCGCCCGCGGCUGUACAGCCCGCCGGUCACUGGGACUUCGCUGACCCGACGCGUCGCGCGAUCUGCACCUGCGUUCGGCUAUCAGGGCAGUGCGCGGCCGCCGGCGGAGGACCACCGUCGUACGGGAGCCGCGCUGGGCAGCCGGGCACGCCCACAGGUCCCAUGCUGCCCAGUCUGGCGGCGGCGGCGACGCCGGGAACCGCGGGCGGGGGCGGGAGCAGCGACGCGUUGCCUGUGCCGUCGGUGGGGUCACCGGCUUCGGCGGCUCCGUCGCCGUUGCCCAACCCCCACUCGCAACCCGCGUCCGUGCCUCCUGCCGAUCCCACCAUGCCCACGCUGAGCCCGCAUCCACCGGCGUCAAACGGCGGUAGUGGGGGCGGGGCGCCACCCACCACGCCCACGGGUCCGCCCUCAUCGGCGGGCGCGCCCUCUUCCGUUGCCCCAGCAGCCGCGACGUCUGACGGCGUGUCUGACAAGGCCGCAACGCCCGCCGCCGCCUCCGACCCCAACGGGCCCAAGUCCGUGUCAUCAGUUUCCAAUCAGGUGUUCUCGCCAUACGCCCCGGGAUCAACCGGCGAACCGGCCAAGGCUCCCUCGUCGGUGCCGGGCGCCGGCUCCGGCUGUGGGGAGGCGGCGGUGCUGACGGCGGCCGCGACGCCGACUCAGUCGUCCGUGGCGCCUGCGGGUCAACAGUUGGCGUCAGCACCGGCUGGUUCUUCGACCUCAACAGCGGCUCCCGCGCCGCCACCACCGCUGCCCACGCUCAAGCGACCCGUUCUUUCUUCCCGGGAGUACGAGUCGAUUCUUAUGGAGGAAGAGCAGCCGUCGGCGCUGCUCUAUGACUAUUCUACCUUGGAUGCUUGGCUUUACCACCCUGUGAAACGCUUCAAACCCGCCGAACCGCGCCUGCCCCCGACGUUCGGCGCCCGCGGCGCGGCGGGACCCGGCGCUACAUCGGCGCCAGCGCCCCUCGGAGAUCCCUUCCUCAACGGCGGCGUGGGCACACCGGAAUCGCCAUCAUCGGGCGGCGCCUUCGUUAAGACCGAGACGGAGCCGGGCCUGGGCCUGCCCAUGGAGUUGGACGGCCCCGGCAGCGUGGGCGCCCCCGGCGGCGGCAAGCGUUCCGACCCUUACGAGUUCGAGGAGGACGGCGCGCCGGCUGUAAGCAUGGAGCCCUUCAAGCGGCAGGUCGUGGUGAAGGAGGAGGAGCGGCGCGGCGGCUGCGCAGGCGCGGGCGCCAUAGCAGGCGCCAGUGGCGCCUUCGACACCGUGGCUGCCGCCCCUGGCGCCGCCGCUAACGGCCCGUCCGCGCGCUUCGGCGACAUGCUGCCCGGUGACGGCCUGCCGUCGUACCCGGACGCCGACCAGAUCUUCGACAAUUCGGAGUCUUCGAGUGAUGAGGCGCUGCCGGUGCCCACUCCUCCGGGCUCCAACAAGCCUGCUGGCCUUGCCGAGGACUCCGCCACGCCACCCGCCCCUAAGACGCUGCGCGGUGCUGGGGGCGCGUCUGGGGGCGCCGUGUCUACCACCACGCUGCUCAAUGGCGGCGCCUCGGCGCUUAACGGCUGCAGCGGCGGCAGUGGCAUCCUACGCUCCGAGGAGCUUAGCAAAAUGUUCCCCACGCCUCCCUCAAUGGAGCACAAUCCCAUCUCGUCGCCGUGUGGUCAUCUGUCAGAUGGGCCCGUUUUGGACGCACCUGAGACGGUAACAGCAGCGGCUGCAAUAGGCGCCGGAGCUACCCUGGUUGCCAGCUCGUGCGCGACACGUGUCGCGCGGCUCGACCAUUACCCCAACUUAGGCAGCCCGUUGGAGGAACCCAUCGAGGACUGGUCGUACGUGUUCCGACCUCCCAUCGUGUGCACCUUCGUGGGUUCAUCCAAGUAUGCGCCUCUCACGGACCUGCCCAGCGCAGCGUUGCCAGUGGUGGCAUUGCCCGCACACUGCGUCUACAAACCGUCGCGGCAGUUCGGUGGCGUGCAGACGCUGCAGGCGGACAAGGCGUCUUCAGGAGGGGGGUCGGCGGGUGCUGGCACCGGCGCUGGUGGAGGCUCCGGGCCGGGGGUACGCUCGGGACAAGCGACGAAUGUGGCGUCGCAGCACACGGCUCAGGCUGGCGGUGGGCCGCCGUCGGGUGCGGGUCCCGGUGUGCUGCCGCCGCACCUUGCGCAACACGGGCACCUCGGCGCCGUGGGUCCGCCAGCCCACUUCCCACCUUCGCCUAUGAUGGGUGGCGUUCCGCUGCACCUGCAAAGCGGCCCUGGCGCGGGUGCGUUCCGUGGCGGUGGAACAUCUGGCGCGGUGGGCGGCCCAGGUGGCGCGAGUGGGGGCGGCGUUGCGGCGGGCCCUGGCGCAGUAGGACUGCCAGGCGGGGCGAGAACACCCUGCCCGCCCCCACCGCCUUACGAACUGCCCAGCCCCGCCACCUCUACCGCCUCCUCCUACCUCAACAAAAACCUCAACUCUGUGGAAGCAGCCCCCACCCCCGUGCCCGCUCACGCGCCCGAGGCUAACGCGCUUGUCGUCAAUUUGCUGUUGGGUGACACGGCUCUCAACCUCUUCCGCGAUCACAACUUCGACAGCUGCACGUUGUGCGUGUGCAACGCGGGACCUAAAGUGGCCGGCAACAUCCGCGGCGCUGACGCUGCUGUGUACCUGCCAGCGCCGCCCGCUCCUCCUCCGCCUCCCACGCCCGCGCCGCCCUAUGGACCCGCGGGGUCGCCUUUCCCAGGACUGGGCGGUCCACCACCACCGUACGGGCUGCUGGGAGCUUCGCCUGGAGGCCACCAUGGCGUACAGCCGUCGCCCGACGAGGACGCAAUCUGUUGCACGUGCGGUUUCAGCGCUGUCGUCAACCGCCGUCUGUCUCACCGUUCGGGUCUCUUCUAUGAGGACGAGCUGGAGAUAACGGGCGUGGCAGAGGAUCCGGCCGAGCGCAAGAAGGGAUCGCUUGCUGCCUGGCUGGCUGCAACUGGCGUCAAGGUGCCUGCAAACCCCCUGACCAAUGGCACCGGCGAAGGAGGCGCGGGUGGCGCCAGUGGCAACGGUGCUGGCGGUAGUGGAGGAAGUGCCACCACAGCGGAAGUGGUAGACAGUUUGCCACAGAAUGUGAUAGAGCUGGUGCGCGAACAGUGUGUGAUUGUGCAAAGCUCUAGUAACUCUUUGUUUCGUGCCUCACGAAUGUACAGAGGCCCUGCAGGACCCGGUUCUGUACCUUAUGGUGUCACAGUGAAUGCGCUCGAGUUCUCUGACAGUAAUGAAGUGGCGUGUGUUGCUUUGGAGCAAGGUCGGCAAGCAAUGCUGGAGAAUGCCGUUGCAAUGUGCAAGGUGGAAGAAAUGCAGCAGCGUCAACAACAGUUGCUGGCCCAUGCCAAAGGCCUGGUUGCACCAUGUGUGCAUAGGUGGCCACACUUACGUGCACGUGGCCCUUCAUGCAAUCAAGACAUUGUACGUGUAAUGAAGAGUUUGCAGCCUUUGUUACAAGAUGCCAUUCAGAAGAAGUGCACUACUAGAUUGUGGGAAGCACCCUACACAGUCUCAGGACCUUUAACAUGGCGCAAGUUCCACCGACUCGCAGGCCGGGGAACGGAUGAUCGUUGUGAGCCGCAACCAAUACCUUCACUUGUUGUGGGUUACAAUAAAGAUUGGCUAUCAUUAUCACCAUAUGCUAUUCACUACUGGGAGAAGCUGCUACUUGAGCCAUACUCAUAUUCACGUGACAUUGCCUACAUAGUAGUGUCCCCUGACAGUGAUUUUAUCCUCCAGCGUGUACGCACCUUCUUCAAGGAACUCAGUGCUACCUAUGAGGUGUGUCGUCUUGGUCGUCACUGCCCCAUCACUAAAGUAUUACGUGAUGGCAUUCUCCGAGUUGGAAAGACAGCUGCUGCGAAGUUGGCGAAAGAACCUGUUGAUGAGUGGUUUUCUCUGUUGGGUGAUAGUCCUACUAAUAAUAUGCUACGCCUGUAUGCACAGGUUUGUCGGCAUCACUUAGCACCACACCUUUCCCAAGUUCCAAUGGAUCGUUCGCUACUGGACCCUGCAGAAGGAGUGCAAAACAACCGCACAAGUUUAGAUCGGCCUUUGCCAUCCCCAAUGCCACCACCUUCAACGCCAGAGGGUGCUGCUGCAGCAGAGAAAGCUCCUUCGACACCCAAAUCGGACCAUGCAUCAGAAUCAGCCCAUGAUGAUGACAGUCAGGAACCACCAGCCAUUGUGGUGUAUUUGGUUGAUCCCUUCACAAUGGGUAGAGACUCAGUUGAGAUGCAACGGAUGGCCUGUCUCGGAUUGCUGCGUUGCUUCACCACGGUGCUAGCUGCUGUUCCUGAAACUGUGCGAUCCAACAUCAGUGUGCAACUCAUCUCUUUGGAGAGCAUUGUGGAACUGGGCAAGUCUCGAGAUCGUGUUCGCCAAAAUGACCAUAUGCGUGCCCAGGCCUUUUCAGUGUUUGCACAAUGUAGGCGCCUGCUUACUCACACAUCCACUGUCAAAGCUCUUACUGUGGAUGAGAUUUCAAUAAUAAAUAAUUUAGUAUUUUCAUUUUAUUCUUUCUUUGAGAAGAAUCGCCAGCCUUAUCGCCUUUAUACCCCUCCAUAUGUAUUGGCUCCUAUUAAGGACAAAAAUGAACCAAGUGAAUCAUUUGGGCAGCUGAAUGAAGGCCAUUGCUCAGUGUUAUAUGUCAGCUACUGCCUAUCGGAAGACCAAAGGUGGCUGCUUGCAGUGGCAACUGAUGAACGUGGGGAAAUAUUUGAAACUGCAACAAUCAAUAUUGAAAUUCCAAAUCGGAGUAGACGCAAGAAGGCAUCAGCCAGGCGCAUUGGUCUUCAGAAACUAAUGGAUUUUAUCCUGGGUGUAAUGUCUCAGAGUAUUCAACCAUGGCGGCUGGUUGUGGGUCGCAUUGGACGUAUGGGUCAUGGAGAAUUGAAAGGCUGGAGUUGGCUAUUGAGUCGGAAAUCUUUGGUCAAGGCUUCCAAACACCUGAAGGAUAUCUGUAAUCAGUGCAGCCUGAUGUACCCAUCUGAUGUACCCUGUGUCUUGAGUGCAUGUCUAGUUUCUCUGGAACCUGACUCCACAUUACGUUUGAUGCCUGAUCAGUUCACUCCGGAUGAACGGUUCAGUCAAACAUCAGUCAAUUGUCAGCUGUCUACUCCUCAGGAUAUGUCUUGCACUCAUAUCCUUGUGUUCCCCACAUCAGCAACUACCCAGUCAUCUCAGACAACAUUUCAUGAAACCCACAUCAAUGGUCCAGAUCUUGAUGAUGAUCUAUUCCACGUUCUCAAUGAUGAAGGCAUUGAUGGCUUUGAUGAUAUUUUCACAUGGCCAGAGACAGGACCAGGUGGUGUGCAAAGUCCUACAGGCAGUCCGCGACGGGAUGACUCGUUGUCACAACCUGGCAGUCCUGGAUUGGCAGGGACAUCAGAUCAACCAAGCCCAUACCCAGCUUGUAAUGGCUCCUCACGGAGUGGUGGUCGGAUGAGUGGAGAGGAAGCUGAAGAAGUGGGUCCUCUUCACCAACAGCCUUUAGCCUUGGGCUACUUUGUAUCAACAGCACCCACUGGGCGCAUGCCUCGGUGGUUUUGGGCUUCGUGUCCCCACCUAGAAGAUGUUUGUCCAGCCUUCCUUAAAAAUGCUCUUCACCUGCACAGCCCUAGCAUCCAGCAAAAUGAUGAUGUACUGCAACAGUCUUCCGUUUCAGUACAUCCACUUGACUCUCAGUACACAACUGAUGUGCUUAGGUAUGUGCUGGAAGGCUACAAUGCUUUAUCAUGGUUGGCUUUGGAUUCAAAUACCCACGAUCGACUGUCAUGCCUGCCUGUGCAUGUGCAGGCACUGAUGCAGCUGUACCAUAUGACAUCAGCCCUAGUGUGAGCAUGUUGAGAGGGACAAAUUAUCAGUGGGCCAGAUGGCCACCUACAGAAGUGUUAUUUAUUUGUAGAAGUGAGUGAUUGUGUGAGCGUGCGUGUCUGUUGAGGGAGGAAUGCAGCAGGCUUCUGUCAGUCACUGACAUUAGCCCGUUGACUGCUAUGUUGGUGUGGGCUGCCUGGAGCAGACGUAUGGGGUUUCUGUGAUACCUUGCCUGCCUGCCACCACUGCCGCCAUGGCUGAAGAGAAACUUCAGACUUUGUUCUUCAGUACUCAAACAAUUUUCAGGAAAGACACUUGUAUCAUAAGAGUUGCUACAACAUAUACAUACAAGUUUAUAUAAGAAAUACAUAUUAUAUAUACUGCAUACUUUGAAAUAGUACAAAAGCGGGCGAGGGUGUGCGGGCGGUGUACAGCCAAGUAGGCUUUCUAAGUGUGUUUUCUGUAUCUUGUUAUUCUGUUUUACAGAGUUCAAUUGAACCUGUUUUCAACAGAUUAUUUUGGGGCAUUUUUAAAAUCAUUGUGUACUCUUCACUCAAUAUUUGAACUGAAAAGACUGGCAUCUUAGGUUUUUUAUGUCCUUGUUGUGUUUUUAAGACUUGUUUACCUCUUGUUUCUUCCUAUUUUAUAUUACAAUUUCAUUUUCACUUCCGAGUACAAUGGUUUUAUUUUGGGCUCACUUAGUGACAUGUCACAAGCAUUAUGUCUUGUACUUUGUUUGCAUAGACCUGGUAGUGUACAGUCAGGAAACUAUUUAUUUUGUAUAUAAGAUUAGUAGACAGAGCAGAACAGCACUGCCGCCAAUGGGGUGGGCGGGUUUUGGUCCCAGCACAGUGUACAAAGACCCAGGGACACUGACCUUGUUGAUUAUCCUCUAUGGGAAGGCAGGGCCUAAGGCCCCGCUGCCUAUUCCUUUUGUUAUUAGGACUUAUAUAUACAUAUAUGAACAUGUAUAUUUAUAUAUAUAUAUAGGGUUCUUUUGCAGUUGACCCAUGGUGGUGAAAAAUAUUGUACAUAGUUAUUAAUUAUUAUUGUAAUAAUUAUUAUUAUUUUGUUUUGCCACAGGCGUUGAUCAGUUAGAUUCCACCAGGGUGUAGUGUUGCAGGAUGAACCGCAGCAGGGAUUUUCCAGGAAUUGUAUUUUGCAGUUACAAGUAUAGGGUCUUUGGCCUCAUUCAAAAGCUCUUACUUUGAAUUAUCAAAACUGACAAAAUUAUAAUUAAUAAUUUCUCUCAGAUUUUUAUGGCACGUUGGAAUGAAAUCUUGUGAAAUGUUGUCUCUAAUACUUAAAUAAGCAGCAUUUAACCAUUAUGAAGUAGACAAACCAACAUUCUAAACUACAAUGUCAAAGCUUAAGACAUUCUCACUUUUUAUACAUGUUAUAUGCUGUGGUGACAGUUUCAUACAGUUGUUUUGUUACCAUAAAUAGCUCACAGCAGGCUCUGAGGUGCAAGUGACAAGCCCUGGACCAAUGCAAGCGAGCACCCUUUUGCAUUUUGCAUCAUUGCAGGACUCCAGUGCAACCAAAAUUGUACCUGCAUGGCAAGUGCUGAAAUCAGCAUCAGUGCAAAAGGGUUAUCGCUUUCAAACCCUGCCGUGUCAAUGGCUGCAGCACUGACAGUUCUGCCAAGUCACGUCAUUGCUCAGCCUUUCAGAACAUCAAUUGGACUUUUAAAAAUGCUGAUUGUAGUAUUUAUUACUUGGGUAGUAAAAAUAUGGGAUUAUAUUAUUAAUAUUAAAUAAUACAGUUUUAUGUGUACAGAGAAA
This is a messenger RNA of Gryllus bimaculatus (two-spotted cricket), 16815 nucleotides long. The record is from the annotation of a GenBank genome assembly. NCBI's taxonomy places the organism in Eukaryota, Metazoa, Arthropoda, Insecta, Orthoptera, Gryllidae.